This is a messenger RNA of Pistacia vera, 2260 nucleotides long. RefSeq names its product protein NSP-INTERACTING KINASE 2. The coding region runs from base 320 to 2194 and encodes 624 amino acids. The transcript has 12 exons. Lineage: Eukaryota; Viridiplantae; Streptophyta; Magnoliopsida; Sapindales; Anacardiaceae. The record is from RefSeq and is a predicted model, not a curated record. Gene Ontology annotation, molecular function: protein kinase activity; ATP binding; protein binding. Gene Ontology annotation, biological process: protein phosphorylation.
AGCUCCCUUAAUUUACAAUGGCAGGCAUGUUUUAGUUCUCUUUAGCUUUUACUACCAAAACCCUCUGGUUUCUUGACUCUUGGGUCUGACACAAAGUUGUGAGAAAGUGAAUUCAUUUCAAGGUAGGCAUGAGAAAUUCUACUGCUUGCCUUGUGAUGUAAACAUUACUUUAAACAAUAUAAACAAAAACACAGUUAAAAACUUUGUUCUGUUGAAUCUUUCAUAACACUCGGUCACUCCCACCUGCUUCUCAAGUGCUUUCUACGUCAAAGGAAGCUAAUUUUAGUUUCUUGUUUCCUUUGUUUUGAUACUCAAUUCAAUGGAAACAAUGAGAAGAAAAGAUGCUACUUUGUGUUUUCUAGCUCUUUUAAGCUUAUGGACUUCUGCAUGCGGAUUGCUAUCACCUAAAGGAGUUAACUAUGAAGUCCAAGCUUUGAUGGGCAUUAAAAGUCUACUGAUUGAUCCUCAUGACGUUCUAAGCAACUGGGAUGAAAACUCUGUUGAUCCAUGCAGCUGGGCUUUGGUUACUUGUUAUGAUGGUUUGGUUACUAGCCUAGGAGCUCCAAGCCAGAACUUUUCUGGCACUCUUGCGCCAAGUAUAGGGAACUUGACAAAUCUCCAGCUUCUGCUCCUACAGAAUAACAACAUAGCAGGACAUAUUCCUUCUGAGAUUGGGCGGCUCUCAAACCUUAAAACACUUGAUCUUUCCAGCAACAACUUCAUUGGUUCAAUUCCCAGUACUGUAUCCAAUUUGAAAAGCCUACAAUACCUGAGAAUGAAUAAUAACAGUCUUUCUGGAACAAUUCCUCCCUCUUUGACAAACAUGUCCCAGCUCGCCUUUCUGGAUCUGUCUUUUAAUAAUUUAAGUGGUCCUGUACCCCACUUCCAUGCGAAAACAUUCAACAUUGUAGGAAACUCUCAGAUAUGUGCCACUGGAACUGAGCAAGACUGCUUUGGAACUGCACCAAUACCCAUGUCUAUUGCCUUGAAUAAUACGCAAAACUCACAACCUUCUAAGGCGCCAAAGAGCCAUAAAAUUGCUCUGGCUUUUGGUUCAAGCUUGGGCUGCAUCUGCCUACUGAUUCUUGGAUUUGGAUUCCUUCUCUGGUGGAGGCAAAAGCAUAACCAGCAAAUAUUUUUUGAUGUUAACGAACAACAUCAUGAAGAAGUUUGCCUAGGAAACUUGAAGAGAUUUCACUUCAAAGAACUUCAGGUUGCUACAAACAAUUUCAGCAGCAAGAACUUGGUUGGAAAAGGUGGCUUUGGAAAUGUCUAUAAAGGGUAUCUCCAAGAUGGAACUGUUGUGGCUGUAAAAAGGCUCAAAGAUGGAAAUGCCAUAGGAGGCGAAAUCCAAUUUCAGACUGAAGUGGAGAUGAUCAGCUUGGCAGUUCAUCGAAACCUCCUUCGACUCAUUGGAUUUUGUAUGACAGCAACAGAACGGCUUUUGGUUUAUCCCUACAUGUCAAAUGGGAGCGUUGCUUCACGUCUCAAAGGCAAGCCAGCCUUGGACUGGAGUACCAGAAAAAGAAUUGCUUUGGGAGCUGCAAGGGGUUUACUAUACUUGCAUGAACAAUGUGAUCCCAAGAUUAUUCACAGGGAUGUGAAGGCUGCAAAUAUAUUGCUUGAUGAUUACUGUGAGGCUGUAGUUGGAGACUUUGGGUUAGCAAAACUGUUGGAUCACCAAGAAUCACAUGUGACUACUGCUGUGAGAGGAACUGUGGGACACAUAGCCCCAGAGUAUCUAUCAACUGGCCAAUCCUCUGAAAAAACUGAUGUUUUUGGGUUUGGAAUUCUUCUACUUGAAUUGAUAUCUGGCCUAAGAGCUUUAGAAUUUGGGAAGUCGGCGAAUCAGAAAGGAGCUAUGCUUGAUUGGGUGAAGAAAAUUCACCAGGAAAACAAGCUAGAGAUGCUAGUUGACAAGGACCUGAAAAAUAACUACGAUCGAAUCGAGCUUGAAGAGAUGGUUCAAGUAGCUCUCUUAAGUACACAAUACCUUCCAAUUUACAGACCAAAAAUGUCUGAAGUGGUUCGAAUGCUUGAAGGAGAUGGACUUGCAGAGAAAUGGGCAGCUUCUCAAAGAGCUGAAACAACAAGGUCUAGACCCAAUGAGUUUUCUUCUUCAGAGAGAUACUCUGAUCUUACUGACGACUCUUCAUUGCUGGUUAAAGCAAUGGAGCUCUCUGGACCAAGGUGACAUGACGAUCCAUAAAAGGAGAUAAAUAAUAAUAUUAAAAAAAAAAAAAAAAUAAGGGUGACAGAA